UCGGGCGUGUACGCCAACGUCACGUCAGCCGACGUCGCUGUCCGUCUGCCGGGCGGGCGCAACGCGUUCAGCGCCUCGGCCACAGUCUACAGGUUCAACCCGUCGUCGGGCUGCAUGACCGCCACGGCCACCCGCCUGACCGCCGCCAACUCGAGCGCCACUGACCUCGUCACCCCGUCGCUCCAAGUAGACGACUCGAUCCUCGUCCUCCAGCUGAACCCGACUACCAGCUCCGCCGGCGCCGUCUACAAACCGGCCGCCGACGCCAAACUCUGUCCGUCCGACGAACUCCCCUCCACCGCGUCACGGCUCGCCUCGCCUUACGUGAAGUCGCUCAUCUUUUACUGGUGGCCGGAGAGCUAA
Messenger RNA from Acanthamoeba castellanii str. Neff, 363 nucleotides. RefSeq lists its product as uncharacterized. Lineage: Eukaryota; Discosea; Longamoebia; Acanthamoebidae. The annotation marks the transcript as partial. The record is from RefSeq and is a predicted model, not a curated record. The transcript has a single exon.